AUGGCCACAUCUGAAGAGCAGCCUGGCCAGGCUGUCCACGAAAAGCCGUAUCAGCUACAAGAAAUCAUUCGAGCACGGCCAACAGGAUUCGAUUGCAACUCACCUCGCGCCCCUUACUUGAAGUUCACCUUGGGACCGGGGCAACUAACCCGACUCAUUGUACGGAUAUGGUCACACGAUCAAGGACGAGCUGACACUACUUCGUCAUUGAACCCAUACGCGGACUCCAACACAUGGUUCGCGCUUGGACUGAUACAAGAGGAUGAGGAGCCCGACCUCUAUGAGUUUCAACGAAACGUACGAGCGUCGUUUGAUAUUCGAUGCCAUACUCACGAGUGGAAUCUUGGGGUUCCAUCAGAAGACGACGAAGAGAUGGAUGACGUUCAGGCUUGGAUCGAAUCUUUAGCGUUUAUGGAAGGCGGAGAGGUCGGCAUAUUCCCUCUUGCUCGCUAUCCAGGAUGGACAAAUCUGGUCUGGAGAAUGGAAGUGAAGGUUUACUCUCACCUGACGGACACGGACGACACGGGCGAUCCGCACGACAAUCACAACGAAGACGAGACUACUCGUCAAGUAUCAGCGCAUUCAGCCUCAGUGGUGAAACUUGAGCUGGACGAAACGGUGCAUAUUCUUCGACAAUUCAACGAUCUUGCCAACCAACUUGCCGAUUUACAAAUCAGGGAUCCAGAAGCUAUGAGCAAUAGCAUAAUUCCGAGGGUCUCAGUGGUUCCCGGCGGAUUCCAUCCCAUGCAACUCCGGAAGCUAGACAUGAUUGCAAAGACGCUCGCCAUGAGGUCCAGGGCUACUUCAAAUGUAGCUGACCUCGACAACGCCAUCUUCGUUGAGAAACAGGCUCUCACAGGAAUGACACCAGAAUGGGGCCGCGUCUUCGAAACAGAGAAAGAUGAAAACAGGCCCAGCAGGCUUGUCAACCUUGGUACGCAGCUUAAUAACCGGGCAAGAUUAACCAAGAAUGUCGACGAUAUCAAUGAGGCUAUCAACCUUGGACAAGAAGCGCUUGCGAUCUCCCCUCGCGAUCAUGAGAAUCGAUGCGGGUAUUUGAACAAUGUUGGAAAUCUUCUUGCCGAACGGUUUCUCGUCACACACGAUUUAACAGACUUGGAUCAGUGCAUUGAGUACUUGAACGAAUGCAUCGAUACUGCCCCUGCAGGACACGAGAGUAUGAGCCGAUGGCUACUUAAUCUUGGAGCGCGACUUGACCUCAGGUUCUCCAAUACAGACCAAGAUGCCGACAGAGAUCAGGCAAGAGGGUACUUACGCGCGGUGCUGGGUUCUGAGCAAGCAGACGUAACAACACGGGUCUACGCGGCUUACCAUCUUUUGCCAAAGGGGUACAUGGACCAAGACAAACAUGAGGCAUUCAUAGACGCCAAAACUGCCGUGGAUCUCAUUCCUAUAUCGGCGCCUUUGUCUCUUCAGCCUGAAGACAAGCAGUUCUUUUUGGGACGUGUUGUUGGAAUCGCAUGUGAGGCGGCAGCAAUCGCACUCAAUGACGGCCAGAGCCCUGUCACUGCCAUCGAACUUCUGGAAACCGGCCGUGGAGUUCUAGCCAGCUUCUUCCACGAUAGGCGGACAGAUUUAUCCUUGCUAGAGGCCAAACACCCCGAACUCGCUCGGUCUUUCAUCGAACUCCGCGCCGACUUAGACAAACCGACAUACCGCGACGCCUUCGAAGAUAUCGAAUCAUUCGACGAUCCGUUGAGCCUAUACAAGCUUCCAGAAACAGACCAACGUCACAAAGCGAGCACAAAAAUGGCCGCGCUUUUGGAGGACAUUCGUGCGCAGCCUGGUUUCGACAGAUUCCUGUCUUCUGCAACUGGAAGUCAAAUGCAAGAUGCUGCAGAAGACGGCCCAAUCGUCAUCAUCAACAUAAGUUCCCGACGUUGCGAUGCUCUGAUUAUAGAGCAAUCUCGGAUACAUGCCUUUGAACUGCCAAAACUCACCAAGGAUGACGUUUUGCGACGCGCAGAUGAUGUCGGGUCGUUCAAAACACUCAUGUGGCUUUGGGACUCUGUGGUCGGACCGGUACUGGACCAUCUGGGCUUCUCGAAGCAUUGUGUCGACGACAACUGGCCACACAUUGUCUGGAUCCCAACUGGGCCUCUUGUUCGAUUUCCGUUGCAUGCUGCUGGCUAUCACCUAGCUCCAGGCCACAGGACCGCCAUGGACAGGGUUAUGUCUUCAUACAGUUCGUCUGUGAAGGCCAUUAUGACAUCUCGUCAACAGCGUUAUCAUGAAUUUGGUUCAGAUGUCGUAUUGAUCGGAAUGGGAGAAACCCCCGGGCUGCCACACUCAAGCCUCCGCUACGCAAGAACUGAGGUUGACGUGGUUCGUGGUGUUUUCAACUCGACUUCGCUGAAUUGCGUGCAGCCUACUUCUAUUAAGAAAGACGUUCUGGCAGCUUUGGAGACUUGCCGCAUCUUCCACUUUGCAGGACACGGAGAGUCGAAUCGGCUUGACCCGCUCAAGAGCCACAUUCUGCUAGACGAUUGGAUGACGCAACCUUUAACUACUGCAAGUCUCAUGGAGAAGAAUCUUGCAUCUAGCCCACCAUUCCUAGCCUACCUGUCGGCAUGCAAGACAAGCGAAAACUCCAACCAGGAUCUCGUGGAUGAAAACAUUCAUCUGACAAGUGCAUUCCAGCUGUCAGGCUUUCGACAUGUGGUUGGGACUCUGUGGGAGGUCGACGAUGAAUUGUCUUCAGAAAUGGCGAGAUUGACAUACGAGUUUCUGAUCACGAAAGGGAUAUCAGACGCAUCCGUAAGCGGUGGCUUGCAUUUCGCUACGAAGAAGCUUCGAGACAUCUGGGCGGCGUCCGUAAUUGCGGACUUGAAGCAGAGGGAGAAGGCAGACAAAGUUAGAGACGCUGUGCAUGAUGACGAACAGGAAGGAGAUACGUCGCAUCAUGGAGAGGAUCUUAGGUCCAUGAGAGAUAUCAGAAGAACCGAAAUCAUGUUACCGCUCUGGGUGCCAUACAUUCAUUACGGCCCUUAG
This is a messenger RNA of Colletotrichum siamense, 3012 nucleotides long. RefSeq lists its product as uncharacterized. NCBI's taxonomy places the organism in Eukaryota, Fungi, Ascomycota, Sordariomycetes, Glomerellales, Glomerellaceae. Gene Ontology annotation, molecular function: protein binding. The record is from RefSeq and is a predicted model, not a curated record. Bases 1 to 3012 code for a protein of 1003 amino acids. The transcript is spliced from 3 exons.